Molecule: messenger RNA, 1961 nt
Organism: Marchantia polymorpha subsp. ruderalis
Lineage: Eukaryota; Viridiplantae; Streptophyta; Marchantiopsida; Marchantiales; Marchantiaceae
Source: the annotation of a GenBank genome assembly
AGAAUUUAGAAGAAGCCAUUCUGAAACCAGUGUCUCCUGAGCGCUUUUUUGGAAUGGGUGUAAGGUUUAGGGUUUAGGUAACGACGAUCAGAUGUUGGACGAGGCAACUCUGAGAAUCGAGGGAUGAUGGUUUGCACGGCUUGAGACCAGGGCGUGAAUGUUGUCCGUCUGAGUUCUUGUCCGAGAAUCACGAGUCUUCUGGUCAAGGACAUUCUGGUAAUACAUUCAUUAUUCGUCCGAGAAUUCACGGAUCGGUUCGCAAGGUAAGAUGUCAGAAAUGGAAACGGAAAGAAAGCGGAAGCGGAAGAAGAUGAAGAUUUCGGAGAAGACGCUGGAGAGACAAGCAGAGCAAGCCGCGAAGCUGGAAAGCAUUUUGUUCGGGAAAUCUGCGAGGGAAACUGAUGUUGGGAACGACCUCAAUGGGGCCGUCGACAUAUUUUCUUCUUCUCGAGAAGUAGCUGUAGUUGAGAAAGUAGGCAAGAAGCCCGUGUGGUUGGACGAGGAUGAAGAAAAGACUGUCAUCAGAGUGUCGGGCAUCAACCGGUUGAGGAAGUUGCGAAAGGAGCAAGAAGAGGAGCAUGUCUCAGGUGGGGAUUACGUUUCCAGGCUUAGGGCGCAGCACACGGUGUUAAACAGGGGAACAUCAUGGGCUGAGCUCCCGUCUGAGAGGACGAUCAGGAAGGAGGAAUUACCAGGUUGGGGUUCUGAAUCUGACACUGAGGAAGGUGGUAGAGAGGAAGACAAUGGUGAAUUGGUCAAUGAGGAACAUCAGACUUUGUUGGACAGCAGUGACCUUGUUGUGAAAAGCUCAUCAAGAUUGCCCCACGGCGUUCUGGAGAUCACAGCCAUGAGGGAUGGGAACAGUGAGGAACCAUCCAACGCUGUCAUUCAGUCGGUCCAAUUUCACAGAAACGCCCAGAUUCUUAUGACAGCGGGGUUUGACAAAAGGCUGAGAUUGUUUCAAAUUGAUGGGAAACGUAAUCCCAAGCUACAGAGCAUCUUCCUCGAAGACUUUCCAAUACAUAAGGCAGCAUUUGUUCCUGACGGCUCAAAAGUUGUUGCUUCUAGUAGGAGGAAACAUUACUUUGUCUAUGAUAUGGAAGGAGGACAGGUUCAAAAGAUAAACCCACUCAUGGGAAGGACAGAGAAAAGUUUAGAAAGUUUUGAAGUGUCUCCGGACAACAAACAGAUAGCAUUCUUAGGUAACGACGGUUACAUCCUUCUAUCGUCUCUGGCCACCAAGCAAUGGGUAGCCAACUUGAAGAUGAACGGCUCAGUUCGGUCCGUCAGUUUUGCUGAAAAUGGGAAUCACCUACUUAGUACCGGUGGAGACGGAGAAAUUUACCACUGGGACCUUAGAACGAGGCGGUGUUUUCAUAAAGGCACAGAUGAAGGCUGCGUAAAGAGCAGUUCUUUGGCGGUCUCUUCGGACAGCAAAUUAUUUGCUACCGGUUCCGGCAGCGGAGUGGUGAAUGUGUACAACCGGGAGGCUUUUAUAGGAGGGGCUACACGACCCGUGAAAUCACUUAUGAAUCUCGUUACCACGGCAGAUAAUCUGAAGUUUAAUAAUGACUCUCAGAUACUCGCCAUUGUGUCUAGGAUGAAGAAAAACGCCCUGAAACUCGUCCAUCUCCCUUCUUACACCAUCUUCUCCAAUUGGCCAUCUCAACAGACCCCACUGCACUACGUUCACUCACUGGACUUCAGUCCCGGUGGAGGGUAUCUUGCAGUAGGAAAUGCUGUGGGACGAGUCCUACUUUACAGGCUUCGUCAUUACGCUAAUGCUUGAUGUCGGACGCUUCUGCAGUUGCAUUCAUGUAAUAUACUAAUUUAGGUUCCAUAGUCUUGCUGUCUUCUGACCUCAAAAGAUAUGCUGAUGUUCCGAUUCGGUCGAGCCAAGAUAACCAUUUUUUCGGUCCAUGAGGCCAAAGGCAAAAUAAUUCUAAAGUUCCGAAUGUCCC